Arabidopsis arenosa is the source of this 3305-nucleotide messenger RNA. Lineage: Eukaryota; Viridiplantae; Streptophyta; Magnoliopsida; Brassicales; Brassicaceae. The record is from the annotation of a GenBank genome assembly.
UGAUCACAAAAGAAGAAAGGGUUUAGCUUCAGCGUCUUUUCGGCAAUGGCGGGUCGUAAAGACAAAAUCCAGAAGUUGCGUGGAUCUCGAAUUGCGAUUGCCAUCUUGGUCGGAAUUCUUAUCGGGUGUGUCUGUUCCGUCUUGUUCCCGAACGGCUUCUUUAACUCGGGAUCAUCAUCGCUGAUUGUUAACGAAGAACGCCUUUCGAAAUCAACCUCUAAGGUUGGAUUGGCUUCAUGUGAAUCGUCUGAACGGGUCAAAAUGCUCAAAUCAGACUUUGCAAUUAUCUCGCAAAAGAAUGCAGAGUUAAGGAAGCAGGUCAGAGAGCUAACGGAAAAGGUACGGUUGGCGGAACAAGGAACGGAUAAUGCAAGGAAACAAGUCUUAGUUUUGGGAUCAGAGAUAAAGGCAGGAUCUUUUGGCACUGUCAAGAGUCUGAGAACUAAUCCAACUGUGAUUCCCGACGAGUCUGUUAACCCCAGAUUAGCUAAGCUUUUAGAGAACGUAGCUGUCAAUAAAGAGAUCAUUGUGGUUCUUGCAAAUUCAAAUGUGAAACCAAUGUUGGAGUUGCAGAUUGCUAGCAUCAAGAGGGUUGGUAUUCAAAACUACCUAAUUGUCGCCUUGGAUGAUUCCAUAGAGAGUUUCUGUGAAUCGAAGGAGGUUGCAUAUUACAAGAGAGAUCCAGAUAAAGCAGUGGACAUGGUUGGGAAAAGCGGAGGUAAUCACGCUGUUUCCGGACUGAAGUUCCGCGUCUUAAGAGAGUUCUUGCAGCUUGGUUACGGUGUUCUUCUAUCGGAUGUGGACAUUGUAUUUCUGCAGAACCCUUUUGGUCAUCUGUACAGGGACUCUGAUGUGGAGUCAAUGAGCGAUGGCCACGACAACAUGACGGCGUAUGGCUUCAACGAUGUGUUUGAUGAACCAUCCAUGGGAUGGGCUCGGUAUGCACACACAAUGAGGAUAUGGGUUUUCAAUUCAGGGUUUUUCUAUCUAAGACCAACUCUUCCAUCAAUCGAGCUACUGGACCGAGUGGCAGAUACACUCUCUAAGUCAGAGGCAUGGGACCAAGCGGUUUUCAACGAGCAACUCUUUUACCCUUCGCAUCCCGGGUACACUGGCUUACACGCUUCGAAAAGAGUCAUGGAUAUGUACGAGUUCAUGAACAGUAAGGUUCUCUUCAAAACCGUGAGAAAGAAUCAUGAACUGAAGAAACUGAAGCCAGUGAUUGUUCAUCUGAAUUACCAUCCAGAUAAACUCGAACGAAUGCAAGCAGUAGUGGAGUUCUAUGUUAAUGGCAAACAAGACGCGCUUGACAGCUUCCCAGAUGUGGUAGAUUCUGCUUAUAUACUUCCUCCAGUAAAAAAAAAGACAUUACCAAGCUCAGAAACCGUUCUUUUGGGCUCCAACUCAGCACCACCUGUGCUACGUAAUCCCGGCGGUGAUGACGUGGACAUCGAUUUCGGUGACGUGUUUGGUGGUCCUCCUAAGAGACGCUCUAAAGUUACUAAUAGUAACCAAGUCACGCGACAUAGCUUCAGUGAAUCCGCUCUCAGGCGUCGUGACGUCAUCGUCGACGUCGGCUCUCUGAUUCCUCAAGACGAGAAGCCUGUUUUCGGCGAAGAGACAUCCGUCCGGCGUCGUUUCACCACUGAUGAUUUCUUCGACGAUAUUUUCAGAGUUAAUGAAUCAUCAUCACUUCCGGGUUCUCGGAUCCUAAGCCCGGCUCACAAACCCGAAUCUUCAGGGACUUCGUCUCCUGCACAAUUCAGUCUUCCUGCAAAAGCAACAGAGAUUCCAACAUUUGGUUUAGCUACUCGUAGUUUGAGCAAGAACAAAGAAACCGUCUCGAGCUCUCCUUUGUCAAGAACUUCAAGCAAAGCCGAUAUGGUCUCUACUGCUAAAUCAUUUUCAGAGGAGGAUUGUGAUGAUCCUCCACGAGUUGUUGUUACUGGCAAAGGCAGGCAGUUUCAUUUCUCUAUCUACAAAUGGCCUAAUAAAGGAGUUCCUGUUGUUAUUUGGGGAAGCUCUAGAUUGAGUUCUAUGUCUAAAGCUGAGGAGACAACGCCGGUACCAUUGAGUGAUCAUCGAAAAACUUCAGUUGAGAAAUCGGAUAAAAAUGAAGAAGGAGAAGGAGAAAGUGGUUUAUCUGGUUUGAAAGAGGAGAAGAAGACCUCACUAAAGCGUCCUGGUGUUCAGACAGAAGAAGAGAAAACAGAAACCGAUUUGAAGUCUAAACAGGCCUUCUCUGGUGUGUCAAAAGCUCAUGAAGCUACUACUGUGAAGUCUCUUCAUUCAAUUUUGCAUGAAAACGAUGAGAGACAAGGUGAGAAAAUAGUAUCAGAGAGAGAAGUGAGAAAAGGUAAAAGCAAAGCGAAGAACACGCAAAGUUUUACUGAGGAUUCAAGAACAAAAAAGAAACCACAAGGCACUAAAAGUUCUUUGGAUAGUAGCCCGAUACCCGAUAAAUCCAGCUUCGCAAGUUCAUCCGCAGCACCAGAAGUUGGCAAAGAUGGAGUCAAAGGAAAAGUGAGUGACUUUGUUAAGAUUUUCAGUAAAGGAGCUUCAGUUGGAGCAGGUGGGGAAUCUCUUGGACAAAGCUCUAGAUGGAGAGCUAAAGAAACUCCCAAGACUGAUAUCAAUCUUGAUGCUGCUAAUGCCAAGGAAACUGUAAACAUUCCUCAUCAACAAAAGAAAUCGACUCCAGAUAUCCCCGCUAUGAAUCAGAAAAAGGGUUCAGACCAGGAGAGCAUGAACUAUAAGGCUCCUGGUGUUACUGUACAAGAAGAGAGACAAGAACCAAGCACAACACAUACUAACUCAGAGAAUAUAGAUGAGCCCUUCCAUGUAAAUUUCGAUGUGGAGGAUAUAACACAAGAUGAAAACAAGAAAAUGGAAGAAACCAAUAAGGAUGCUGAAGAAAUUCAGAACAUUGAUGCUAAAAUCCGCAAAUGGUCAAGUGGAAAGAGCGGAAACAUUCGGUCUCUUCUAUCCACGCUGCAAUAUAUUCUUUGGUCCGGGAGCGGGUGGAAGCCAGUUCCUCUAAUGGAUAUGAUUGAAGGAAACGCGGUUCGAAAAUCGUACCAAAGGGCAUUACUAAUCCUUCAUCCAGACAAACUACAACAAAAGGGUGCAUCUGCAAACCAGAAAUACAUAGCUGAGAAAGUUUUCGAAUUAUUACAGGAAGCAUGGGACCACUUCAACUCGCUCGGACCGGUUUAAAGGAAAAAAACGAGUCUUUAGUCUUUUAGUUCUUUACACAAAGGCUAUGUACAGAGAGAUACGGUUCUGAAUCAAAAGAUGUUGCAGAA